This is a messenger RNA of Elaeis guineensis (African oil palm), 2381 nucleotides long. RefSeq names its product magnesium/proton exchanger 1. Gene Ontology annotation, biological process: transmembrane transport; metal ion transport. Gene Ontology annotation, cellular component: membrane. NCBI's taxonomy places the organism in Eukaryota, Viridiplantae, Streptophyta, Magnoliopsida, Arecales, Arecaceae. The record is from RefSeq and is a predicted model, not a curated record.
GCCGCCACCACCACCGGAGAUCCGUCUUCUCCAACCACCCUUCUCUCCGGAAUUCUGACGAAUCCGGCCAUUUUGGCAUUUUCCGGUGCUGGAGACCUAUCCAUGAGGCGAUCUGCAUCCCGUGAUCUAUUCGCCGAAAGCGAGAGCCGAUACGGAGCACUGUAGCGGGUCCCGGCCCGGUACGUUGGAGGUGGCGGGAUUCAGGCCUUCAGGAGGAUUAUAACAGCAGUUACGACACUCCCCCUCUUUUGCCUAAAAUAGAAAUGCACGUCCCUCUCCAUUUUUCCUAAACGAUCUCUCCCCCCAUCUCGGACGGGCUGGGGUCGCCCCUCUUCUCGCAUGCACGUCCGUCCGGCCGCCACCACCACCGGAGAUCCCUCUUCUCCGACCACUCUUCUUGCCGGAAUUCUGACGAAUCCGGCCAUUUUGGCAUAUUCCGGCGCUGGAGACCUUUCCGCGAAGCGAUCUGCAUCCCGAGAUAUAUUCGCCGGGAUCAAUAUGGGAAUUUCUGAUAUCUCAUCAGAUAAAAUCUGUGAAAGCUAUUUGCUUUUAUAUGGAGAAACUUUUCUUCCAAAUGGAUUGCGAGCUUUCUUGUAUCUUCUUGCUCUUGCCUACUGCUUCAUUGGGUUGUCUGCAAUAACUGCACGUUUUUUCCGCUCCAUGGAGAACAUUGUGAAACAAACACAGCGAGUUGUGGAAAUUGAUCCUUGCACAAAUGCUGAAGUGAUUAAAUAUGAAAAAUUUUGGAACUACACUAUAGCAGACAUUUCUCUACUGGCCUUUGGAACAAGCUUUCCGCAGAUCUCUUUAGCCACAAUUGAUGCCAUCCGAAACCUUGGUCAGCUAAAUGCUGGAGGUUUAGGGCCAGGUACGCUUGUAGGUUCUGCUGCCUUCGACCUGUUUCCUAUCCAUGCUGUUUGUGUGGUGGUUCCUAAAGCUGGUUCUUUGAAGAAGAUAUCUGACAUAGGUGUUUGGCUAGUUGAGCUCUUCUGGUCAUUUUGGGCAUAUUUUUGGCUUUACAUAAUCUUAGAGGUAUGGACACCAAAGGUAAUCACCCUCUGGGAGGCUUUACUGACAGUUUUGCAAUUUGGGUUGCUGUUGAUUCAUGCAUAUGCUCAAGAUAAGCGCUGGCCAUAUUUAUCUAUACCACUGGAAAGAAGUGAGAGGCCUGAAGACUGGGUCCCAGAAAGCGACAAAUUGCUUAAUCAUGGUGACAAUGAAUGUGGUGGUUGCUGUGAGAUACCACCAGUCAGUGAGGAGAAUGACAGCAGAAUUGUUGAUAUCUUCUCUAUCCAUUCUGAUAAGGACACAGGCAAGUAUUUUACAGGUCCAGUCUACCAAAGUGUGCCAGAAAAUGAUAUGGCAGAAUUCUCUACACCAGCGUCAAUCAAGAGGAAAAUUGUUGAAGAUCUUGAUGUAGUUUCAGUUUGGAGACAACAAUUUCUUGAUGCAGUAAUGUUGGAGAGCACUGAAUCAAAGAAAAGGGAUGGUUUUUGCUUACGAUUGGCAAGAGUACUUUGGCAAUUAAGCCUUGCACCAUGGAGAUUGCUAUUUGCUUUUGUGCCUCCAUAUCAAAUUGCUCAUGGUUGGAUUUCUUUUAUUUGCUCUCUAAUUUUCAUUAGUGGGAUAGCUUAUGUGGUUACUCAGCUUACAGAUCAGAUAAGCUGUGUUACAGGAAUUAAUCCCUAUGUCAUAGCAUUUACAGCCCUAGCCAGCGGAACCUCAUGGCCAGACUUAGUUGCAAGCAAGAUUGCUGCUGAGCGUCAAGUAACCGCAGAUUCUGCCAUCGCUAACAUCACUUGCAGGUUCAGGGUGAAUGCAUCAAGUGAGUAGAACCAACACGGUGGCAAUAAAGCGGUCUAAUUACUUGCAACAGUAUAUUAUCCUUAUAUGGGCGGUUUUUGACAGCAUAAAUUUGUAUAUAUAUGUUCACUACAUAGCCUUUCCCCCACCUUCAUGAGAUCAGACCCUUGGGCAUGUUAUGCUUGUGAGUGCAUGAGCACCAGUGUGAUGAAACAUGGACCAAAGAUAACCGCAUCUCUGAAGGGAGUGCUUCAGAUUCAAAUCCGAGUGUUGCUGAAUGGGCAAUCACCAUAUGAACUUGGACUGAAUUGGUGUUGAGGAAUAUGAAGUACUUUCUGUUGUGGGGUUUGGACCUUGGAUAGAAAUGAAUGAUGCAUUAGGAUCUUUGUUGUCGCUUACAAAGUGAUGGGAUUAAGUCUUGUUUCUUUUGUUAUUGUGUUCUUGGCAUCUCUUCUCGAUGUUGAAGAAUGCAAGAUGUUGUUUCCAGUGCCAUGUUCUGUAUUCUUGCGUUCUUGCAUCUUAAGUAGACAGAACACUGCAUGUGUUGUUGAGGUCAGCAUGCAGCUGACUCUUUAGAU